AUGGGCAACUCCAUGAUCAUCCUGACAAUUGCCCUCCAUCCACAUCUGCACAAACCCAUGUACUUCUUCAUUGCUAACCUGGCUCUAGUAGACAUUUUCUGUACCUCUUGUGUUCUGCCCAAAAUGAUGCAUAACCUGAUACUUGGGAAGAAAAUCAUUUCAUUUCAUGGCUGCAUGGCUCAGCUCUUUACCUUCUUGCUCUCAACAGCAACAGCGCUUGUGCUCAUCACUGCCAUGACCUUUGGCCAGUACAUGGUCAUCUGUCAUCCCUUAUACUAUGUAACCAUCAUGACCAAGAGAGUCUGUAUCACAUUAGCAGGCUGCAUCUGGUCAAUGGCAGCUAUCAAUACCUUAGGGAACACAUUGUUCAUUGUUCAUCUAGAUUUCUGUGGAUCUAACCUCAUCAAGCACUUCUUCUGUGAGAUCUCACCUCUGCUGGCAUUGUCCUGCAGCUCAACUUACCUCAACCAAUUCAUGGACUUUGUGGCUGAUAUUUGCCUAGCCAUGGGAAACUUCUUGCUGAUCACUGUAUCUUAUGGCUUCAUCAUCAGAAGCAUCCUGAACAUUCAGGGCUCAGAAGGGCAGCAAAGAGCAUUCUCCACAUGUUCCUCACAUCUUGUUGUGGUUGGCCUCUACUACUCCACUAUCAUCUACACCUACAUCCAGCCACCCUCUAGCUAUUCCCUGGAUAAGGACAAGAUGGUGGCUAUGCUCCAUACACUGGUGAUUCAUGGUGAGUCCUCUAAUCUACAGCCUGUGCAACAAGGAAGUCAAAGUGGCCUUCAGUAA
Molecule: messenger RNA, 789 nt
Organism: Alligator mississippiensis (American alligator)
Lineage: Eukaryota; Metazoa; Chordata; Crocodylia; Alligatoridae
Product: olfactory receptor 13G1-like
Exons: 1
Coding region: 1-789 (262 amino acids)
Biological process (GO): G protein-coupled receptor signaling pathway
Cellular component (GO): membrane
Molecular function (GO): olfactory receptor activity
Source: RefSeq, a predicted model, not a curated record